This is a messenger RNA of Adineta steineri, 552 nucleotides long. NCBI's taxonomy places the organism in Eukaryota, Metazoa, Rotifera, Eurotatoria, Adinetida, Adinetidae. The record is from the annotation of a GenBank genome assembly.
AUGAGUGAAAUACCAUAUGGCCCAUUGAGUGAAACAAAUUCUACUCCACGUAAUUCUAUUAGUGUUACUAUUCCACGUGAUUCUGUUGGUACUGUGAAUUCAUCGUAUACUAUAAUUAAUACUGGAACUGAUAAUCCUUCAUAUUUAUGUCGUAUAUGUAAAAGCAAAUUAUUUAAAAAACAAGAACUUGAUCAUACACCUAUCGAUUGUCUUAGUCAACGAUGUGAAUUAUUAGAAAGUGAAAAUGUUAAAUUAAAAGAUCGUGAUAUGAAAUCACGUAUACAAAUAAAAGAACUUGAAACUAAACUUACAGCAUUAGAAGAUGCAAUUAAAGGUUUAACUGCACCUAAACAAGAACAAGCCGCACCAUUUAAUUUUAGUUCAGGACAAAAAGUUCGUAAUCCAUUUAAAAAAGCUCAAUCAGUCGAUGUCGUUGCACGAAAUAAUUCUGAAAUUAAUUAUGAUAAUAUUUUACCACCCAAACAACGAUCCGGUAGUCGAGAACGUGUCGGACUUUUCGGUAGUCUUGGUGCAGCAUCACAAAUGCGUUAA